AUGCUAAUGUGUUUAAAACCAUAUCACCACGUUAAGAUCUUAAAACUCCUAACAACCGCAGUAUUCGCAGUUGAAAGAAUGGUCGCUGUUUUCGUGGCAGCACUUCUUGCUUCUUUAUUCACUGAAGGGAGUGCUGAUUGUGUGGACCUCGAAUCCCUCGGCUCUGUGGAAAGCGAAAGGCUCCAACUGCAUCAUGCCGUAUACAGACUCAUAGAAGCGGAGCUUGCUUUGAAACUCCAUAAAGUUCGUAAUAAUGAAACAAUACACUGGGAAAAUUUUCUCGACGGUGCAGGUAAAAGAAUAGUUGAGCACAAUUCAUCAUCAUGUGUAAGGCAAGUUAUGGAAUCUUUGACAAUUGAGCUGGAUGUGACAGAAUCAGAAGAAGUCCCUUCUAUCAUCACACCACACAUCUUUGACGCUGUGUUUAAAUUAGCGAAGGUGCUAGUAAAAAUUUGCCCUAUUUCUGAGGAGAUGGAAGUACUUCAAAAUCUAGCCAAUGAUUCUUCGAAAAACACGACGGACGUUCAUGGGAAUUUUAGAACGGAAAGAACGAAACUAGUAGAAGUUAUGAUGGCUAUUAGUCACAAGUUCCCAACUCGCCCUCAAUGUUCUUUUUAA
This is a messenger RNA of Necator americanus (New World hookworm), 618 nucleotides long. RefSeq lists its product as uncharacterized. Lineage: Eukaryota; Metazoa; Nematoda; Chromadorea; Rhabditida; Ancylostomatidae. The coding region runs from base 1 to 618 and encodes 205 amino acids. The record is from RefSeq and is a predicted model, not a curated record. The transcript is spliced from 3 exons.